AUGAUAAGAAAAGCGGGUUAUCCCGUGAAAACUCAUAUUACAACGACCGAGGAUGGAUAUCUCUUAACAUUACAUCGUAUCCCAGAUAGAAAUGUUAACAAACGUUGCAAGAUAUUGUUUUUUCUUUUUGGCAUUUUAGCUUAUAUAUUAGCGGAUCACAGAUAUGAUGUUUGGUUGGGUAAUUUUCGUGGUAAUAUUUACUCCAGGGCGCAUAUUUCCCUAUCUCCGUCGAACUUGACAUUUUGGGAUUUCAGCCUUAACGAAUUGGGCAUCUACGAUUUACCCACGAUGAUUACAUAUAUUACAAAUAUGAGAUCGCAACCAUUGCAUACCUACAUUGGUAUAUCUAUGGGCUCAACUUGUUUCUAUAUAAUGGCGACAGAACGUCCGGAAAUCGCUCAAAUGGUGAAAGUGAUGAUGAGUCUCGCACCAACAGUUUUUCUUAACCAUAUGACAAGUCCGAUACAAUAUUUGUUUUUCUUGAAAGAUUACAAAAUGAUAAUGGGAUUUUUUUUUCACAAAUUUCUGCUAAGCAAUUUUGUGAGAUCUUUUUUAAUAUAUGGCAGCGAGCAGAACAUACUCAAAGAUAUCUACGUCAACUUGUUUUCUAUAAUUUUCGGUUACGAUCACGAGCAGCUUGAUUACCAUCUGCCGUUGAUAUUGAGUCAUUUCCCAGCCGGCGGUUCGUUUAAUAUAGGGGUGCAUUAUAUACAGUUAUUUCAAUCGGGCAAAUUUCGUCAAUACGAUUAUGGUCGUGCGAAAAACAUACUGAUCUAUAAUUCGAUAGAACCUCCGGAGUACAAUCUAACAAAUAUAACGAUUCCGAUCGCGUUAUUUUAUGGCCCUGGCGACUUGUUGGAUAACACCAUGCAUAUAAGGAGGUUGUACCAUUUACUGCCCAACGUAGUGGAUAUUUACCAAGUACCGUGGCGCAAUUUCAAUCACGUAGACUUUAUACUUGCUAAGGAUGCGCCAAAACUCGUAUACGAAAGAGUCCUCAAAAUCAUGAGGAUGGAGAAUUCAAAUAACAUUACAUCAAUAAUCAAAGAUGAAUGUUACACGUUAAAUCUUUAUAAUAAUGGAUACGAUUGAUGACUGUAAUCGCAAGUCUAUUAAAAUGUAUUUUAAA
This is a messenger RNA of Camponotus floridanus (Florida carpenter ant), 1129 nucleotides long. Its product is annotated as lipase 3-like. NCBI's taxonomy places the organism in Eukaryota, Metazoa, Arthropoda, Insecta, Hymenoptera, Formicidae. Gene Ontology annotation, biological process: lipid metabolic process. The record is from RefSeq and is a predicted model, not a curated record. The coding region runs from base 1 to 1092 and encodes 363 amino acids. Gene Ontology annotation, molecular function: hydrolase activity, acting on ester bonds. The transcript has 6 exons.